AUGCAAGCAAGAAAGAAGAGAAAGCUCGAGCAAGAAAGCGAACCUCAGAAGCCACAAAGUCGACGAAAAGUGGACAUCAAGGAUCAAAAAUGGGUGCAGAGUAACACCAUUGACAUCCGAGACGACGUCGAAGGUCUACAUGGCUUUCUCGAAGAAUUGAGCGACAUAGAAGUCACCAAGGAUGAUACAGGAAAUGUCUCAUUCUUUCAACGCGCCGAGCCAUCAUCAGGCAAGUUGGUGAAAGGUGAAGUCACUCAUCCUCAAGAUCAUGACCAUACCGACCGCGAGAACGAUGACGCCGAAUCUUGGGAUGGAUUUGACGACGAACCUGUUCGACCAUCAGAGAAUUCUACGACGGAGCCUGGUGUUACAGAGAGUGCGAAAGCGAUAUCGAAGAAGCAGAAAGCCAAAAAGCAAACUAAAACGAAAAUUGACAAGAAGUCUGCGACUGCCAACGAAGGCUUUGCCACUUUGCUUGAAGAAACCAGCGAAACCUCGACCGAUGUAUCCGCUUGGAGGAAACUGAAGCUAUCACCAGAUACGAUGGCCUCGUUGAGCCAACUGAAAUUUUCCAAACCGACCGCGAUUCAAAAAGCCGUCAUCCCGGAGAUUCUUGCAGGCAAAGAUGUUAUUGGAAAGGCUCCAACCGGUUCAGGGAAAACGCUCGCAUUCGGAAUCCCUAUCAUUGAACGAUUCCUCGAAGAAAGACAACAGAGAGCACGGCAAGGCUCAGCCAAAGCGCCUUUGGCAUUAUUGCUUUCACCCACCAGAGAGCUUGCCCAUCAACUCAGCAAGCAUUUGACUGCCCUUGCAUCAGGUUUGAUUGAGCACAAGCCAUUGAUCGCGACCCUUACUGGCGGUCUGUCGUUGCUCAAGCAGCAGCGUCUCCUCAAGGAUGCCGACAUUAUUGUGGGCACUCCUGGUCGAAUUUGGGACAUCAUUUCCAAGGACAAGAGCGUCACAUCGUCUUUGAAGCAACUUUCGUUUCUGAUCAUUGAUGAAGCCGACCGUCUUCUUGGUGAAGGUCACUUCAAAGAGGUUGAAGAGAUUCUUAAUUCACUCGACAAGGUGGAUACCAAUGACGACGAGGAUGAUGACAAACUCGAAGCUGCACGUACUGAGGAUGCAAAGUCUAAGCGUCAAACACUUGUGUUCUCGGCGACCUUUGACCGUGAUCUUCAAAGAAAGCUCUCGGGAAAACAUACACACAACAGCAGCAAUAUACUAAACAAUGAGGAGUCCAUGGAAUAUCUCCUAUCGAAAAUCAACUUCCGGGACGAGGUGCCAAAAUUCGUUGACGUGAACCCUGUAACUCCUUUGGCAUCUGGUCUCAAGGAAGGUCUCAUCGAAUGUGCUGGAAUGGAGAAAGAUCUGUAUUUGUACGCGCUGCUCUUGUUAUAUCCAACAUCAAGAACCAUGACUUUCACAAACUCAAUCAACGCAGUCCGCCGCAUCACUCCGUUCUUACAGAAUCUGGGCAUCAAUGCUAUCCCACUACAUUCCGGCAUGAUUCAAAAAGCACGCCUUCGUUCGAUUGAGAGAUUCACUCCUGCAAAGGACGGAGCAAAAUCCGGUUCGCCAGUAGUCCUCAUCACGACCGAUGUGGCGGCCCGCGGCUUGGAUAUUCCAAAUGUCGAGCUCGUCAUCCAUUAUCACCUUCCGCGUGCGGCAGACACUUACGUGCAUCGAUCAGGACGAACGGCACGCGCUGGACAAAGCGGAUCCUCGAUCCUCAUUUGCGGACCAGAAGAAGUCGCUGGUGUUCGAAGGCUCAUUGCUAAAGUCCAUGCUCAAUCUGCAAUUUCCAGAGCAGAGGAUGCAACAGAUGCGGCCAAGCAAGGUUUCUAUAUCCGGACCCUAGAUAUUGACCGGCGCGUCGUCAAUCGUCUCAAAGAGCGGGCCACGUUGGCAAAGAAAAUUGCAGACACAGGCAUAGCGAAAAGCAAACGCAGUAAAGAAGAUGACUUUAUGCGCAAAGCCGCAGAGGAACUGGGCGUCGAUUACGAUAGUGAAGAAUUUGAGCAGCAGGCCAAUGGACGGCGAGGCCGCGGCAGCGGCCGAAUAAAGAAGGAGAGGGAGGCUAGCGGAGUCAGCAAGUCGGAGAUGGGGGCUCUACGAGCCGAGCUCAAUGCGCUUCUCAGGGAGCGCGUCAAUAUUGGUGUCAGUGAGCUGUACCUGACCUCUGGACGCGUUGACAUAGACGAACUACUUCGGCAGCAAGAUGCUGGCGCAGGCAAAACUGGAGAAUUCCUCGGCACCGUGAACAAUCUCGGCCUGGACGACCUCUGA
Dissoconium aciculare CBS 342.82 is the source of this 2289-nucleotide messenger RNA. RefSeq names its product DEAD-domain-containing protein. The coding region runs from base 1 to 2289 and encodes 762 amino acids. The transcript has a single exon. Gene Ontology annotation, molecular function: ATP binding; nucleic acid binding; RNA helicase activity. Gene Ontology annotation, cellular component: nucleolus. The record is from RefSeq and is a predicted model, not a curated record. Lineage: Eukaryota; Fungi; Ascomycota; Dothideomycetes; Mycosphaerellales; Dissoconiaceae.